UCUGACAUAUUGCCGGGGAAUAUUAUACACGAAAAAUUGUUUGGAGGGUUUAUUUUGUUGUUGUUUGUUUGUUUGUCUUUCUUUUUCUCGUAAUAGUGGUUCAGCAAAGAAAAGAUCACUCAUUCUAUCUCCUUUUUAUCAUCUCAUAUAGUUAUCGAAAGUUUAGGGAGCCAAAAUGGAGGUAAGACAUAGCAUGCUUGAGACCUCGUUUGUUUCUUUGUUUGUUUUCUUUCUUUCUUUUUUCUCUCAGGUUGCUUUCACACUUGGUGCUCGAGCACUGGUGCCUGGGCAACGACAAAAACUAGUGCUGCGUUCAGACAUUGGUACUCCAAGUACCCAAGUACCAUUUAGUUCCCGAGUAUAGGGUCGAGACCUUGUACCCAGGCAGGGUAAUGUUUCCGAAUUCUGGUGUGAGUACUUGGUAAAGCGGUGUGUUCACACUAGUGCCCAGCGAGAAUUGUGCUUAAGCACUGUAAUCGGGCACCAAGUGUCAACAAGGCCUUAGUCGCCAAUAGCUUAGCUUAACGUUUUCCGUAACUAAUAUAACAUCCUGAAACCAAUCAGAAGUGUUUUUAAUUUGUCAGUUUCUUUUCAAUCUUUAAGACUUCAGUGUUCCAGAACCCAUAGCCAUGUAUCCAUUGAACGACCAGUAUGCAACAAAGGAAAAAGAUUGUCGACAACCCCAGGGUAACCCUGGUAACAAUGUGUCUCUAGCAGAUGGACCAGAUGGUAAGGCCAAUGGCUCUUAUCAGUUCCACGGAACAGAAGACAGCUACAUUGAAUUUCCCAACAAUGCGGGAACUUUGGACGCCCGACACUCUAUCACAAUGUUAUGUUGGGUUUAUAUCUCAAAGUCCUCAAAUUUUUCAGGUCCUCUCUUCGUUUAUUACAAUAAAACUAAUAGUGAUAAGUUUUUUGGUAUGGCUAUUAGAAACGCCAAGCUGGCCUCGUAUUUCAAAGGAAAGUCCUCACCAGACAUACGAUCAGAAAGACUAGGAUCAAAUCAUUGGCAUUAUGUUGGAGCGUCGUACGAUCAUAAUAAGAAUGAAGUAAGUCUGUGGGUAAAUGGAACAAUAGCCGCGAAAACAAAAUUUGCCAAUGGCAGGCCUCGUGCUACUGGAUAUAGGGCCGUCAGAAUGGGCGCGAUAUUCCUCAAAAGGUGGCAAAAUACCGUCAAAUUUAAGGGGCGAAUUACCGCCAUGCAGGUCUAUAACUUCUCUUUGACUGAACAACAGAUCGAGGCCGUGAAAUACCUUUCAGGUAGAGGUAAGAAUAUAAGUUGUAAAGUUAGUGUAUGUUAACGAACUUAAUUACCACAUUCAAUUGAAACUCAAACUUAUUCUACCUAUUAAUUUUAAAAGCCAA
This is a messenger RNA of Orbicella faveolata, 1365 nucleotides long. RefSeq lists its product as uncharacterized. Lineage: Eukaryota; Metazoa; Cnidaria; Anthozoa; Scleractinia; Merulinidae. The record is from RefSeq and is a predicted model, not a curated record.